ACCGGCACAUUAAAUUCAAUUCUAAUUUUAACAUAAACUGCCAACUAAUGAAUUAUGUCGUCGUAAAUAAUAUCUAAGCUAAUAAAGGAGGUGAGAAAUUAAAUCAUUUAAUUAAGUCAUUGCCUCACACAAGAUCCAAAAUGAACUUCAGGAUUACUGCAAUAUUGAUCUUCGUGACUGCGUUUGCACCUUUAACUCAGUCUUCACCAGCACCGGAUUCAGAACCUCUAUUACUACAGGGAAAUGACGCAUCUAAAGAAAUAGAUCUGGUAGCAUGCGAAGAAGAUCCUUCAGUAUGUCCCAAAACAAGAGGAUUAGGAUUUAUUGGUAUUCUAACAGGAGCAGCAGAUAUAUUUAAAUCUGGUCUAAAUGCAGGUAUUGGAAUUGUUAAUAGUGUCAUAGGUAAUGCAGAUCCAACAGAAGCUGAAAAUGUUAGCGUGACUCCACAGCCACGACAGAUUAUUAUUUCACAACCACCAAAAGUUCAAGUUGCACAAGCACAAGUGCAUGUUCAACAACGACCACAAGUUCAUGUUGCACCACCAAAAGUUCAAGUUCAACAACGGCCUCAAGUUAUUGUUUCACAAACAAAAGUCCUUGUUCCAUCACCACAAGGUCAUGUUCCACAAGGGCCACAAGUUAUUGUUGCACCACCACAAGUUCUUGUUCCCCAAGGACAACAAAUUAUUGUUUCACAAACAAAAGUUAAUGUUCCACAAUCACAAGGACAUGUUCCACAAGGGCCACAAGUUAUUGUUGCACCACCACAAGGUCAUGUUCAACAAGGACAAGUUAUUGUUUCACAAGAAAAAGUUUAUGGUGCACCACCACAAGGACCACAAGUUAUUGUUGCACCACCACAAGGUCAUGUUCCACAAGGAUCACAAGUUAUUGUUUCACAAACAAAAGUUAAUGUUCCACCACCACAAGGUUAUGUUCAACAAGGACCACAACUUAUUGUUGCACCGCCACAAGGUCAUGUUCAACAAGGAUCACAAGUUCUUGUUGCACGACCACAAAUUCUUGUGUCACAACGGCCACAAGUUCUUGUUGGACCAGCACAAGUUCAUGUUAGACCACAUGGAGUUAUAAAUGUUUAUGGGGUUCCACAGCAACAGCAAAUUCUUGUUCGACCACCUGGAGUUAUAAAUGUUUAUGGGCGUCCACAGCAACAGCAAGUAUUUGUUCCACCUGGAGGUACCUUUGGUUAGUAAUUAAUGAAAGGAGUAUUGUUGUCACAAAUAAAUAUGUAUUAAGCACAUAA
This is a messenger RNA of Diabrotica virgifera virgifera (western corn rootworm), 1264 nucleotides long. RefSeq names its product basic salivary proline-rich protein 1-like. Bases 141 to 1211 code for a protein of 356 amino acids. Lineage: Eukaryota; Metazoa; Arthropoda; Insecta; Coleoptera; Chrysomelidae. The transcript has 2 exons. The record is from RefSeq and is a predicted model, not a curated record.